Molecule: messenger RNA, 1501 nt
Organism: Neltuma alba
Lineage: Eukaryota; Viridiplantae; Streptophyta; Magnoliopsida; Fabales; Fabaceae
Product: nuclear-pore anchor-like
Exons: 13
Coding region: 391-1206 (271 amino acids)
Source: RefSeq, a predicted model, not a curated record
UGUUAGUUCUGGGAAAAGCCAAAUAAUACACUGGAGAGAAGGACAUAGAUAUGAAGUCUUCAACCACCAUGAAAAGGGUGGUUAUUGGCAGCCGGCAGCGACUAAUUAUGAGUCCAGGAUCAAUGAUAAAGAACCUUCAAUUCCUGGUGCAGCCAUCGACGAAUCCUUUGAUUCUGCUUCAGCUGAUGCAGAAGAAGAAAACACCAACCCAAAUCCUUUGAUUGAAGUUAUGAGGAUGCCACUAAGAAAGCCCUUGAGCAGAGUGAGGAAAGAGUGGGGCACCUUGAGGAAGAGCUAACUAAGUCCAAGGAAGAUAUUUCACUGCUAAAAUUAGAGUGCAGCAAUUGGUCAGCAAGAACUAGUUUUGUUAGCAGAAGACUUGGCAGAUUGAUGAGAGAAUCUGAUGAAAACCAGAUUGCAGAACAAGCAAGGAUUGCAGAGAGGAGCAUAGAAGAUCAACAUCUCCGAAUGCUGGAGAGUGAAUGUGCAAGGGCGAGGAGAAUGCUCUUAGAAGAGCAGGAACAAGUAAGAAGGCUCAAACUGGAAGCAGAGGAGAUCACAAGAAAUUCCAUGAUAAAAACUGAAGAAGUUAGAGUUGCAGAGAGGAGAAAACAAGAAAAAUACAUGCAAAUGUUGGAGAACGCAAAGGAAGCAAGGGUUGCUGAAGGGAUAAAACAUGAAGAAAAUAUUCAGCUACUAAAGACUGAAUGCGUUCAACUAAGGAGAGAACUGGAGCAAGAGCGAAAGCAAAGGCUUCAACUAGAGCAAGAUGGCGAGGUACAGAUAGCUAAGAGAAAAGCUGAAAAGCUAAGUCAAGAGUUAGCCAAUGCCCGCAAGAAUCUUGAGUGUGCUGAGGAUGGAUGGAUGAAGACAUUGAGAGAGUUGGAAGAAGAGCGAGAGCUUGUGAGAAUGAUAAAGACGGAAUGUGAAGAGAUUAGACAAAGUUUCAUGAGACAAAUGGAAAAUAAGGAACAAGAGUUAGCCAACGCCCUUAAUACUGCUGCAGUUGCUGAGGCAAAACUCUCCGAUCUUGAGAGGGAAAUCAACUCAUUAGAUGAUAAGGCUUGUGCAAUUUGUCUGACCAAUGACAAGGACGUGGCUUUUGGAUGUGGGCACAUGACUUGUGGGGACUGUAUGCUGUCAAUUUCCAACUGUCAUAUGUGUCGGGAGCCAAUAACCAGCCAUCUCAGGCUAUUUCCUGGCUGACCAGUGGUGUGUUUGGAUUGAGGAGGAUGGUGAAGAGAAAGGAAAUUUUGGGUCAGGAAUCUCAAUUGAUCUUCCUUUUCUUUUUCCCCCCUUAUUUUCUCGAUCUAUCUAAAGUAGUGCCUGCAGCAAUAUUCUAAGGCUACCUUCAACCUUCAUACCGCUGAUGUAACUGAACAGUGUUGAAUAGAAUGGGAAAGCAACAGAUGGUUACGCUCAGGUGUAUUUUAAGAGUUAGCUUCUCUGUUUCAGCUGUUUAAUUGUAUAUUAGUUUGUUUGUGUCCUCCAUAUGUACAUA